Populus nigra (black poplar) is the source of this 856-nucleotide messenger RNA. RefSeq lists its product as uncharacterized. The record is from RefSeq and is a predicted model, not a curated record. NCBI's taxonomy places the organism in Eukaryota, Viridiplantae, Streptophyta, Magnoliopsida, Malpighiales, Salicaceae. Bases 67 to 660 code for a protein of 197 amino acids. The transcript has 2 exons.
UCUUAUAGAUAAAGAAGAAACUAGCGAGAGAUCAACAACCCGUCAAACACAAAAAAGAAAAGAAAAAUGAAGCUACAAUUCCACACACAAUUUGUAAGGAUAACCCUCGUAGUCCUCCAACUCAUAAACCCUUCACUUCAAUGGCCUGAGCCAGAGUACUCAUCAGCCCCAAUUCCUGCUCCAUGGCCUGAACAAUUCCAUGCACUUUUGUAUAUGAACUUGAGCUCAACACGCCUCCAAAUCACCAAUCUGUGGUAUGAUUGGCCUAGAGGCCGCAAUGUGAAUAUAAUACAGAAACAACUAUCUGUUUUGUUAUACGACACGGAGUGGAAUAAUGGGACAACCUUCUAUUACACUUUAAGCGAGCCUCAUAGCUGUCGGAUUAUGGUUAAUGAUGUGGGUAUUCCUAGGCCUGAUUUUCUUGAUGGAGCCGAAUAUCUAGGGACUGCUGUCACUGAUGGGUAUCUAUGCAAUGUAUGGGAGAAGAUCGACACUAUAUGGUACUAUGAGGAUGUUUAUACGAAGAGGCCUGUCAGAUGGGAUUUUAACGAUGGUAUUUCCACUCAUGUGAUAACUUUUGAGGUAGGCGCAGUGCUUUUGGAUGAUUCAGUGACUCAAGCUCCUGCAUACUGCUUCAACCAGGAGAUCAAGAACAUGUAAAUUUUAGUUCUAAGGUGGUGCUUCUGCUAGAAGAUGGAGGUGACUUUCCCAGUUUAGUCACGAACAAGGUCACUAGUACGAAUUAUCCAAAAAAGAAAAUGAAUGGGGAGAAAUUGUCUAUUGAUCCACCUCAUUAAUUAUCAGUUAUGUAUUUAUAUUUUAUAUAUUACAAUUUUAAUUUACCUCUCCUUCAGUA